AUGGGAGCCGGCAACGUUCACCAAACGGUCGUCGAUCAAAAGAGAUUUGAACCACAGCGACGAUCAAUGGUAAGUAAACGAUCUGUCGUCGACGAGAUUGACGAAGAUCUACUGACAUGUUCUGUUUGCUUGGAACGUUACAAGAAUCCACAGAUUUUACCAUGUUACCAUUCCUUCUGUGAGCAGUGUUUGGUGAAGUUGAAGGGACCACGUGACACGAUUAAAUGCCCCAACUGCAGACAACUUCAUUACGUGAGUAAUAUGCAACAACUUUCACCAAGUACGAUAAUUAAUUCUGUCAUAGACAUUAUUAAAGAACACGAAAUACAGCGAUGUCAUGGAACGUGCCAUGGUUGUGAAGAAAACUCAUCAACAAACAGGUGUGUAGACUGUGCUAUGGAUUUGUGUACAACGUGCACCAACGCUCACAGAAAAAUGCCAGUUAGUCAACAUCAUCGUAUUAUGAAUAUCGAGGAGUUGAAAAAGGCCAAAUUAAAUGACAAAUCGAUAGUCUUUCCUGCAGUUUACUGCACUUCUCAUCAAGACAAACUUAUUGAACUUUACUGUGAGAAAUGCCAAAUACCAAUCUGUCAUUUAUGUUUGAGGUCAAAUCACAAAGGUCAUACAGUGAUUGACUUACAGGGGGCUGCAGAUAGAUUCUGUAAGAUGGCAUCAGAUCACAUACAACUCUUGAAAGCAAAACAAAGUGAAGUAAAACAAAGUAAAAUAAGUGCCACAAAACAAUCAGAAGAAUCAACAAAACAACAUUUGCAUCGAAAACAACAAAUAACGAAACAUUCACAAGAAACUAUUGAGAAAUUAACAAAAAUAAUAAAACAGGAAGAAAACAGUCACAUGACUAAAUUAAAAACUGAUUAUGACAAAAUGAAUGAAGAGAUUAACAGACAAAUCCACCAGUAUGAAACAACUGAGGAACUACUGACAAGUACAAUAACGUUUAUAAACAAUUUAUUACAAUAUAGCAGUGCUGCACAGCUGAUGAAAACUAGUAAAGAAACAACAAAUCAACUGGAAACUAUGAUGUCACUUGAUACAACAUGGAAUGAUAAAAAUAAUUCACUUCCACAGUUUUAUCCUGGUGACAUCACACUGCAAGGCAUGCUGGGAACAUUUCAGUCUAUGGAGGUAGAUUCUGUCUCAUAUUCAUAUCAGCAAACACGAGAACCAUCACAUGUUAUAAAUGCACCAAUGAAAUUAGAGAAAACCAUAGAAGGCACAGAACCAGGGAUGUUUGAUUACCCACUUGGAGUGAGGAUCAAUACAUGUGGUGAUAUUGUGGUUGCUGAUCAUGAGAAUAAAAGAGUUCAGAUUAUAGAUAUAUAUGGCACACCAAAGUCACAGUUACAAUUUACAGGAUAUAGUAAACCAGUCAGACCCAUAGAUGUAGCAGUAUCAGUAGAUAAUACAUACUUCAUUACAGAUGGGAUAUGGGAAGGAAAUGAAGGAAAUAAUCAGGUGAUUGUAUGUAAUCAAUAUGGGAAGGUUAUAAAGUGUUUUGGUGGGAAAGAAUUACAGGAUCCAUGUGGAAUUGCUAUCAACCAUAAUAAUGGUAUUGUAUAUGUGGUUGAUAAUGAUGCACAUUGUAUAAGAUUAUAUGAAAACACAGGUUUUAAGUAUAUUAAGUCAGUUGGUAGUGAGGGUCAAGGGUCAUGUCAAUUUGACUAUCCAUAUUUUAUAGCUAUUAAUAGUAAGGGGUGUCUAAUAGUCUCAGAUGCAGGGAACAAUCGUAUUCAGGUUCUCACAUCUGAUGGUGUAUUUAUGUUUGCAUUCAGUGGCCGUCCAAAUGACAAGUUUGAUUGGCCCAAUGGAGUUACUACUGAUAAGAAUGAUAAUAUUUAUGUAUGUGAUUACAGCAACCAUAGAGUGCAGAUGUUUAACAGUAAAGGUGAAUUUAUAACCAAUAUUGCUAGUGGUAGUGAUGUAUUGUGUUACCCUACUGGUAUAGCAAUUACUGAUGAUGGUAAAGUUGUAGUCACUGAUUGCAGGCAUUGUGUUAAAAUCUUUACAUAA
This is a messenger RNA of Saccoglossus kowalevskii, 2031 nucleotides long. RefSeq names its product E3 ubiquitin-protein ligase TRIM71-like. Gene Ontology annotation, molecular function: protein binding; ubiquitin protein ligase activity; zinc ion binding. The record is from RefSeq and is a predicted model, not a curated record. Lineage: Eukaryota; Metazoa; Hemichordata; Enteropneusta; Harrimaniidae. Gene Ontology annotation, biological process: protein polyubiquitination; proteasome-mediated ubiquitin-dependent protein catabolic process.